AUGACUAUAUCAGAAGACAAACCAGGAUUUGUGGUGGCAAUUAUCGCUGGGGGAACUGCUGGUGGUGUUGAAGCAGCUAUGACAUACCCAUUCGAAUUUGCAAAGACCAGAGUUCAAUUACGCAAUGGAUUGUCCUCCGUAAAGCUUACGUCCAAUCCUUUCCGGAUACUUCGAGAGAUUGUUAGAGGCGAGGGUUUUAGGUCUAUAUAUAAGGGGUGCAGUUCUCUUGUCGUGGGCUCCAUCGGCAAGGAUGCUAUCAGAUUCCUGGCAUUCGACAGCAUUAAGCACAAAUUUGCCGAUCCGACAACGGGAUCCCUAGGCGCAGCAGGCAACAUGAUGGCCGGGGUCGCUUCCGGCAUCAUUGCUAGCACUGUCAUUGUUACUCCGAGCGAGCGUAUCAAAACUGCUCUUAUUGACGACGCGCGAUCCUCCCAUCGGUUUCAAUCAACACUUCAUGCGAUUCGACUCAUUUUCCGGGAGUCAGGAUUUGUCGGACUCUAUAGAGGGUAUGUGGGAACAACUCUGAAGCAAACAGGCACAACAGCGUUUCGCCUCGGGUCGUACAACAUCAUGAAGGACAUGUAUCGAAGGCAUGACAUUAAACAAGGUCCCGGUCUCGACUUCGUAACGGGGGCGGCGGCUGGACUCGCGACCACGCUAGCCACACAGCCUUUUGAUGUGGUCAAGACCCGAUCACAGACUGCCAAGGGGAGCAGCACCAAGGCGGCCAUCAAAGAUGUGUACUUCGAUAGCGGUGUUCUAGGCUUCUGGAAAGGGACCACCAUGCGUCUUAGUCGUACGGUCCUCAGCGGUGCCAUUUUGUUUACCGUGUACGAGCAGAUGGUGGCAAUCUUGAACUUGAUGCCCAACGUGGUGUCAAACGCAGCCACUUCAGACUCGGGAAAAAUCUGCUAG
This is a messenger RNA of Cladophialophora immunda, 915 nucleotides long. RefSeq lists its product as uncharacterized. The record is from RefSeq and is a predicted model, not a curated record. The transcript is spliced from 3 exons. Gene Ontology annotation, biological process: mitochondrial citrate transmembrane transport. The coding region runs from base 1 to 915 and encodes 304 amino acids. NCBI's taxonomy places the organism in Eukaryota, Fungi, Ascomycota, Eurotiomycetes, Chaetothyriales, Herpotrichiellaceae.